Molecule: messenger RNA, 594 nt
Organism: Kwoniella mangroviensis CBS 8507
Lineage: Eukaryota; Fungi; Basidiomycota; Tremellomycetes; Tremellales; Cryptococcaceae
Exons: 1
Coding region: 1-594 (197 amino acids)
Source: RefSeq, a predicted model, not a curated record
AUGUCGGACAGGAUCUCUCUCGGCGGUACUACUUUGGGCGGCGGACAAUCUACCGAAGAUUUGGGUUAUACUGGUGGCUCCUCCGCCGACUCGACUACCUUCGAUAAGCCUUUCAGCCACUUCGUCCCGAAAAUUGAGUAUUCCAUCAGCAAGCUCAAGAGCUAUGUGCCUCCUCCUCAGGACACGAAAAAUUCAUACAGGCGCGAACCGUCUCUCACAGCAGGCUCGGUGCAGAUGGCUCUCAAAAUUUUGAACGAUGCAAAAACAUGGGCCGAGACUAGAGAUCGUUCCACCUUCGUAUACAGCAGAUACGAUACUCGAGACGCUUGGACCAACAGCAGAGAUAUGGACAUCAUCAGAUAUAUGGAAAAUGCCGCUAUCGAUCCUCGACCCGCUUUAUUCCAGGCUUCGGACGGUGAGGACUUCAUGCACGGCAUCCCGUGGCGGGAUGGGCAAUACUAUCCCGCCAGAAGCAAUGACUUCGUAUUCGACUUCAUGUGGUAUAAAAUGACCCACGAACCCGAGUAUAUGUAUCAUCUUCAGUCGUGCGAGGCGGCAUUAAAUGAAGCGGGAGAGUUUUCAAGCCGAGUAUAG